AUGGCAACUACUGACGUUAAAGACAUGUUCUUUAUGGUCCCCCUGCAGCCGCAGGACCUGGACCACUUUGCCUUUACCUGGGGGCGGCAACGGUACACCUUUACACGGCUCCCUCAGGGAUACAAGCACUCCCCCCCCUUAGCCCACCAUGCGCAGGAGCUGGAAGCAAUUCCCAUAAGGGCAGGGGUGAAAAUUUACCAAUAUAUAGAUGAUGUGCUCAUAGGGGGGAAUCAGGCGGAAGAGGUUGGGGAAGUCCAGAAGGACAUCAUCACCCAUUUAGAGAGCAUAGGAUUGACAAUCCCACCCGAGAAAAUACAAACCCCUUCAAGCGAGAAACGCAACGGUGCCGGCAGUGCGCCCCGCCCCGACGGGCCGCCGCACCUCCACCUUCACCACCACACCUCGCCCGGCUUUCCGCACCGCCGCCGGCGUGACGACACCGCUGACCUGCUCCGUGCCUAUCGCGCUCAGAAAGACCGCGACUUCGAGGACCCCUACAGCGGGCCCGGCUCGUCCCUGCGCAAGUUGCGUGCCAUGUGCCGCCCGGACUACUCUGUGCCUGAGGACCUGGGCGAGGCGGCCCCCAAGGCUUUCUCCUCUUCGUCGUGCUGCGCCGCGCCCCCCGCCACCUGCGCAGCCGGCUCCCCACACCUCUUUCGCAGCCACAGCGAGCGCCGCCCAGCGACGCCGCCAGACGUGAAGUACAUCUCCCCUAAGCACCGGCUUAUCAAGGUCGAGAGCGGCAGUGACAGCGAUGGCGCAGGCAAGAAGCUCAACAAGGGCUCCAAGCAGUUGGUGACUUCUGUCCCCUCUACUAUGAAAGAUAAAGUAUUGAUAGCUGAUGACUACUCAGAUCCGUUUGAUGCCAAAAGUGAGUUGAACAAAAUGGGAAAAGGGGAGAACACUGGCUAUAUGGAACCAUAUGAAGCCCAGAGAAUAAUGACUGAGUUUCAGAAGCAGGAAGGCAUGAAGUCCCAUCAGAAAAACAUGCAGCUCUAUGACACACCCUAUGAACCAGAAGGCAGUGGUGUGGAAUCCGAUUCUGAAAGUGUGGUGAGUCACCGUUUACGAGAAAGCAAAUUGCCACAGGAUGAUGACAGGCCUGCAGAUGAGUAUGAUCAGCCAUGGGAGUGGAACAAAGUCACCAUCCCAGCUCUGGCAGCCCAAUUUAAUGGAAGUGAGCAACGGCAAGCAUCUCCUUCUCCCUCAAAUGACCAGCACAGGCAGUUAAGAACAGCCGGAGGAGGCUUUAAACCCAUCAAACAUGGCAGUCCAGAAUUUUGUGGGAUCCUGGGAGAGAGAAUAGAUCCAACUAUUCAACUGGAAAAGCAGAUAUGGUAUCAUGGAGCAAUCAGUCGGACAGAUGCAGAAAACCUGUUACGUUUAUGUAAAGAAUGUAGCUACCUUGUAAGAAAUAGUCAAACGAGCAAGCAUGACUAUUCUCUUUCACUGAAGAGCAGUCAAGGUUUUAUGCACAUGAAACUGAUGAAAACCAAAGAGAAAUACAUCCUGGGUCAGAACAGCCCUCCCUUCAACAGUGUUCCUGAAGUCAUCCACUAUUACACCACAAAAAAGCUGCCUAUUAAAGGAGCAGAACACUUGUCACUGCUCUACCCUGUGGCUGUGCGGACCCUCUAA
Nipponia nippon (crested ibis) is the source of this 1638-nucleotide messenger RNA. The record is from RefSeq and is a predicted model, not a curated record. NCBI's taxonomy places the organism in Eukaryota, Metazoa, Chordata, Aves, Pelecaniformes, Threskiornithidae.